This is a messenger RNA of Pollicipes pollicipes, 1300 nucleotides long. RefSeq names its product acidic leucine-rich nuclear phosphoprotein 32 family member B. Lineage: Eukaryota; Metazoa; Arthropoda; Thecostraca; Pollicipedomorpha; Pollicipedidae. Gene Ontology annotation, molecular function: histone binding. The transcript has 5 exons. Gene Ontology annotation, cellular component: nucleus. The record is from RefSeq and is a predicted model, not a curated record. The coding region runs from base 16 to 822 and encodes 268 amino acids.
ACAUGCUAUCUGUAUAUGGCUGCUUGUCUGCUGCACACUGGAGGAUCGUGCGGUCACACAUUGGACACUGCCCGCCAGCUGGCCGAGCUGAACCUGGACAACUGCAAGUCGCCAACCAUCGAUGGUCUGACAGACAAGUUCUCCAACCUGGAGGUGCUCAGUCUGAACAGCGCCGGUCUCACCUCGCUCAAGGGCUUUCCUGCACUGCCCAAGCUGAGGAAGCUGGAGGUGAGCGAUAACCGGAUCUCGGGCGGUUUGAACGCGCUGGCCGGCUGCACAGCGCUCAAGUCGCUCAACCUCAGCGGCAACCGCAUCAAGGACCUUGAGUCGCUCAAGCCGCUGGCUGACCUUGCCAACCUGAAGAAUCUCGACCUCUUCCACUGUGAGGUCACCAACCUGGAGAAGUACCGCGACGAGGUGUUCAAGAUGCUGCCGUCGCUGGUCGGUCUGGACGGAUUCGACAAGAACGAAGAGGAGGUUGAAGACUCGGACGAUGAGAUGAACGGCGUGGAUGAGGAGGAGGACGGCGACGAGGAGGCCGCCGACGGUGAGGAGGACGAAGACGAAGACGGCGUGGGAGGAGAGGAAGAAGAUGAGGACGAGGAAGAUGAUGAGGAAGAAGAUGAUGAAGAAGAGGUGGGACUGUCGGCCAUUUACAAAGACAACAUCGACGACGGUGACGAUGACGACUUUGACGAAGUGGCGGAAGAGGAGGAAGAAGAUGAUGAUGUCAUCGAGGAGGAGGAGGAGGCCGCCGCCGCUGCUGCUGGCGACUCGAACAGGGGCAAAAAGCGCAAACACGAGGAGGAAGAAGAGGCCUAGAGGCACCGCCAGCUCCGAUUCAUGAAUCACCCAUAUUUUCACGAGGCGCCGCCGGCGCCUGCGCGCGCACGCGCUCCAUCGUCGCACGAGCCUCGGGGAGGGGAGUGUCCGGGCGGGCCGGCGCUCGGCCGGGCCUGGCGCGUUCGGCGCGUUUGGUCAUUUUACAAUGUUGCGCUUGUUAUGGUUCACCGUGUACAUAGGUCUAGUGUGAAUAGCUGUGGUCGGCGCGGGGGACGCCGGGUUGUCGGCCGCCCCGUUUGUUUUUACUCGGCGCCGCGGCCGGACGCUCGGCGAGCGGGCGGCCGCGCGGCCGGCGAGAGGCCGGGCGAGCCGGGCGGCGCACGCGGCCCGUCCAAAUUCGUCAGGGCGCCAGUGGUGUCGCGUGAGUCUCGUGUUAUGAUGCCGUGAUCGCCGGACAGCUCGCCCUUCACAUCGCGUGGCCAUUCGUCAAUGUACAAUAAAUAUUUUGUAGUCCGGA